Messenger RNA from Podarcis muralis (Common wall lizard), 5525 nucleotides. Lineage: Eukaryota; Metazoa; Chordata; Lepidosauria; Squamata; Lacertidae. The record is from RefSeq and is a predicted model, not a curated record.
GUGGAUCUAUAUUUGCUCCUUUUUCCCUCCUCCAUGUUUUAUCAGAUUCUGCUGAAAGAUACCGACAGCUCAUUACCACCUCGAUGCUUCAGAGAUACGGAAUGAUCAGAGCAGCAGAAGCAACUGAACCCAAAGCUCAGCCGUCGCCUUUCAGCCAAACCUUCGUCAACCUGGUGAUUCGUCAGAGCAAAGGUGGUCGGAUGAGGGAAAGGGGGGAGAUAGCUCUGCACGAUACAGAGGAGCACAGGAACACCACCCUGAGACUGUCUGAGCUUUUUGAAAGUGCCCACAUGGGGACCACCAAGGUUGUCCUUCUUCUGGGAAAACCAGGGAUGGGGAAGACAAGGCUUAUGCACCAGAUCUGCCAGCAGUGGGCAGAGGGAGGCCUCCCACAAUUCCAGCUGAUUUUCUUCUUUGAGUUCCGACAGCUGAACCUGAUCAGCAGAAAACUUUCUCUCCAAGAACUUCUCUUCGACUUCUUCCUCAGGCCAGAAGAUUGUCCUGAUGCUGUGUUUGAACACAUCCUAGAAGACGCCCAGCACACGCUGGUGAUAUUUGAUGGGCUGGACGAGUUUGUGGAGAACGUCCAGCUCCCAGGUCCUCCUCACACUAUCUUCCCAGAUCCUCUCAACCCUCUCUCCAUAUCAGACCUUUUUGCAAGUCUUUGCCUUGGGAAAUUCUUGCCAGGCUCGACCGUGCUGGUCACGACCCGUCCAAAGAUAGUCCCGGAUGCUUUAUUGAAAACAGACACCCUCCUGGCAGAAAUCUGGGGCUUUGACCGUGAAAAGGUGGAGGAAUACGUUGGCUAUUUUUUCCACCAGCAUUCCCUCAAGGAGAAAGCCAUCGCUCACCUCAAAAGCAAUGGCAAACUCCUGAGCAUGUGUUAUAUCCCCGCCUUGUGUAAUAUCAUCUGCAUUUGCCUGGAGUAUCUGCUCCUCCAUGAUGCAGGGAGAGUCCAGCUCCCUCAAACCAUGACCCAGUUCUACAUCGAGAUGCUCCUCACCUUCAUAGGCAAGGAUCAGAAGCUGAGGGCUUUGAGCGAAGAAGUCGACUUGAGUCAACACGAAGCGACUCUCGCAGGCCUCUCUGAGUUGGCCUUCAAGGGUCUGGAAGGAAAUAAGAUGUUGUUUUAUGCUGACGAGGUCCCAGAAGACGUGAAGCAUUUUGCUUGCCUGUAUGGGCUCCUGGUGUCCUUUGAGGUAAAGACCAGCAAUGGACACACACAGGCUGGCUACACUUUUGUCCACUUCAGCCUGCAAGAGUUCUUUGCGGCCCUCUUCCUGCUGACAAGCAAAGCAGUUGAUGGCAACUUCCUGAAGCAGAACUUCUUCCUGAGGUCUAAGUGGACGAUGAAGAGAGAAGCAAGGGUGCCCUUCACAGAGAACUGCCACAUCUUCCUGUCUGGCCUCUCGUCUCGCGGGUGCCAGAAGUUCCUCAGCUCUUUAGCCGGGCAGUGCGAUGCCCAGGUCCAGGAACGUCAAGCCAUCAUUGUGCAGAUGCUGAAGAAACUGGGGGAUGCUUCUCUCACAGGGCCUAGGAUAGCUGAGCUGUGCCACUGUGUGCACGAGACACAGGACCAGGAACUGGCCCGGCAUGUCGGGAAGCAGCUAAACUUCAGGUAUCAGUUCAGAAACUUCCGGCUGAUGCCGCUGGACAUGGCUGCCCUGGCUUUUGUCAUCAGCAGCAGCCACCCUCACUUGGUGUGCCUGGACUUUGUGGGAUGCCCCAUGGAAGUGGACUAUCUGGAUGUCUUUGGCAGCUGUGAAAAUAUAAAGAGCCUGAGCUUUAGGAGCAGGAGAUGUGGGAAUGAGUUUGCUGCUGUCCUGUCCAAGACCCUGCCGAAGAUCAAAUGCCUGACAACUUUCCAGUUAGCCGGUGGAAAUAUUUCAACCCCAGGACUUGAAGAUCUGAUGCGAGCUUUUCCAAACUGCCAUCAGCUGGAAGACAUAAACUUGCAGGACAACAGACUGAAGAGGCAGGAAAUGAUCAAAACUACAGAAAUAUUUUCCACUGUGGAUAAGCUCAAAAAGCUUGACUUAAGCUACAACGAGCUUUCAGUGAGCACCGUCCUUGCUUUUUCCAGAGCUGCUGUUGUUUGUCCAAAUGUGACCAAGCUCCAUAUCAGGAAGGAUGUUUUGAUAGUCUCCUUCACUGGCCAAUUCAGUAAAAGUCAGAGGUUGAAAGAAGAGGGAAUAAAAGAAGAGAAAGAUGUCCCUAAGCCUAGCACUUUAAUAUUACGAUUGCAGGAUUGCCAGUUUGAUUCACAGUGGGUAGAGGAGCUGGCUGAGGUUCUCCAGAGGUGUUCCCACCUUUCUGAAAUUGAUUUGUCAGGUAACCGACUCGGUGAUGAAGGAUGCAGGAAGCUGAUGAAGAUGGUGCCCAGAAUGUGCAUUUCUGGCCCUCUGAAUUUAAACAACAACCAGCUGUCUCUGAACAGCAUCUUCUGUCUCCUGGAGUCAAUGAGUCUUUGUCCAAAUAUAGUGAAGCUUAACGCCAGUGUUCAUCACCAAGCUGCAAUCUUGACCCUUGUUGGCAAAGACAUUGCUGGUGGCGCUCAGCCCAGGAGUUCCUCAUUUAACACUGACCUGUCAAGCACAGGUGGACAUCUCUUGGUGGCAACAGCGAGGAAAAUAUGCUUGACGGACAAUAAUUUUCAGGAUGGAGAUCUGAAGAACUUGUGCUUGGCCUUGAGGAGGUGCACUGGUGUAACUGAGUUAGACUUGUCCAGUAAUUCUCUGGGCGACGCAGGUGUCUUGAAGGUGGCUGAGCUCCUUCCUCAUCUGAACGCAUUACGUUCUUUAACGCUGGAUCAUAACAACAUGUCUAUGGACGGGGCCUUUCGCUUGGUGCAAUGCUUCGCUGACUUGGAACAUAUGACGUCCAUGGAGCUAUGUUUGGGAAGCACCCAGAAAGUUCGCUUAACAUUUGGGGAAAGAAUAAGUCCCCAAAUGCUCCGUGUGACUGGUGAGCAUAGGAGGGAGCUGCUGGAUUCGGUACCUAACUCAAUCUAUGACCGCUGCUUUUGUCUCAAGGAAUGUAUGAUGGACCUAAAGGAUGUUGACCGAUUGUUUAAACGUCUAAGUACAUGUUCCGGACUGACCAAGAUCAACUUGUCUGGCAACUCGCUGAAUGAUCAAAGUGUUGAACGACUUCUGAAACUCCUGCCCUACCUCAACAGUGUGGAGCUCUUAAGCAUCACAGAGAGCAAGUUUUCAUCACAUUGUGUUUGCUUGCUGGCCAACUCAGUUAACCAGUGUAAGAGAAUCUGCAGAGUGGAAGUCAGAUCAAGUGAAAAUGCUUUCCUGCAUUUUGUGAAAAGUAAAGAAAGCCAAGAAAUAUGCUGCAGACUAACUGAUUGUGGCAUUGGCAAGUGGGAGAUCGUAGAGCUGUGCCCCAUCUUUGAGAAGUGUGACCGUCUUGCAGAACUGGAUCUUUCUGGAAACCAUCUUGGCAAUGAAGGACUAAGUUGCCUCUUAGAACAUUUGCCCAGGACCCACAUUCCCUGCCUGAUGAAAAUCAACCACAACGGGGUUUCACAAGAUGGCAUUCUCCAUCUCGCUCAUGUCUUUGCCACGUGCCAAAAUGUGGCUGAAGUUCAUGUGAGUUUGUGCUCUGAGGCAACACUGCUGAUCACCCUAGUGAGAGAAGAUAAACCUCGAAAGAUCCUGAGUAUGAAGCACUGCUGUUUCCAAGCAAAACAUCUGGCAUUGCUAUCCUCUUCUCUGGCCAAGUGCCUUGCUCUGAGCGACUUCACGUCAGCUAAUAAUGGCAUGAUGCUCAGCAGUGCAGAAGAUCUACUCAGGGCCUUAAGGAAAUCGGAGGGCAUGCUAAGAAUAGGCAUCGAAGAGCCUUGGGUGAAAGAUGAAAGCAUCAUUAUCCUUCUGAAGCUGGCUGCAGAAGUCCAGGGAAACAUCACAGCCAUCACGAUAAGAAGAGACCAGGCCCUCUUCGUAGUGGAACAGGAAUUUCCUCGUCAGGAGGAGAAAGUGGAGUCCGUGGUCAGCCGGUUGCAUCAGUGUGAACUGGAAGCCAAAGGAGUCUGCUUUCUGCCGAAGCUCAUUGAGAAAUGUAGACAACUCUGGGCGUUAAACUGGUCUCAGGUACAGUUCACUGAUGCUGAAGCAGAAACCAUCUCUGACACACUGCCACAUUUUCCAUCACUGAAGAAACUUGGGUUAACCUGUUGCAGUUUCUUCCCCCCCGGAAUGGAGCACCUGGCUGAAGCAUUGCAUCAGUGCCACACUAUUGAAGACAUUGACUUUUCCAAAAGUGAACUUGGCAUGGACAUCAGUGCUCUGAUGAACGCUCUGGAGGGAAAACUUCACCUGAAGAGCAUAAACCUUGGCUCUCUGAAUCUCAGCGAUGCAGAUAUCCUCAAUCUGACCUCCAGACUCUCAGCAAUGCCUUUCCUGAAAAGACUCAUUUUGAAUAAAAACCGUCUUGGUGGCGAGUCUUGUUCACACCUUGCACAAGUUUUGAAGAAUGCCAUUCACAUGGGAAAAAUUGAUUUGAGCCACAACAAGAUUGAUGAUGCUGGCAUAAAAGAAAUCGCUAUGGCCAUUCCAGAAAUGCAGAGCGUGAAGCAAAUCGACCUCUCUAGCAACAGCAUUGGUUCUGCCGGUGGACAGUGUUUUGUGGAGGCUCUGAAGCACAGUGAGAACCUGGAGGUGCUCAAACUAUCUGGGAACAAUAUUGGAAACGAGACGCUGGAAAAACUGGCUCCAGUUCUGCCCAACUUGCACUGCCUGAAGGUCCUUCACCUGGCAUCCUGUGGCUUUGACUCGGAGGGAGUGGUUUGUUUGGCCAGAGUCCUCUUCCAUUGUCCACAAAUAGAGGAAAUCAGUUUGUCCGAAAACAGCAUUGGGCACAAGGGUGCCAUGGCACUCGCAGAACACCUGCCACAGCCCUCCUCAAAACUCAGGAAGAUUGAACUGAAGGUCUGCGGCCUCAUCGACUACACUUCUAAGAGUCUCAUCCUUGGUGUCAGCCAGUGCCCUCUUCUGGAAGAGAUUAUCCUGUCCUGGAACAAACUUGGUGAUGAAAGUGCUCUGGAGCUGGCCAAGGUUCUCCCUCGGAUGGCAAAGUUGAAAGUACUGGACCUGGACAACAACUACAUUACUGCUUGUGGGGCCAGAAGGCUCACAAAGGAACUUGCACAGUGUCAAGGAAUCCAGAUAAUACGUCUGUGGCACAAUCAGAUACCGAGCGAUGUUGAACAAAAGCUGAGGAAGGAAGAGCCACGGCUGCAUUUUGCCUUCUUUUGAUGAACCAGCAGGGAGGGAAUCUGGCUCCUGCCAGGCAUGGUUUUGCUGCUGGCCAAGGAAAAGAAGGAAACUGAGCAGGAUUCUGGGCUAGCACAUAGGUACUGCAACUUCUAAAGAGAAACAGAAGCUGCAUGAUUAUACUUCAUCCUCGUGGCCAGAAAUGAACAGCUUCUGCUUCCUCUGCUUCUUUGGCGACCACUCGUAGCCGAGUAAAAUUGUCUUCCAUGAACACGGUAUUAACAGUGAGUCCAUAAGUGACUG